AUGCAAUUGCCUUACCUGAUCCGACGUUGUGACUUGGAUGUUGCCUUGGAUGUUGCUCUGCCCCUGCAUAUCGACGACAGCAAACUACGGACCGACCUAGAGGCACUGCCAUCAGAGGAUCCCGCUGCUCCUAUCCACCAUACUUACUUCUGCUACAACCAUGCGUUACUAUUCACAGAGCUUUGGGACUGCUUGUUGGGUCACGGCGCCCAAAAACCUCCGGACGACGCAAUGAUAAACACCUUCGACGAACGUAUUGCAGCAAAUAUCAGGGCAGACCCUUUGCAUCCUGACACAUGGUAUGGCCCUCUUGUUGACAAAGCCCAGUUCAACCAUAUAUGUAGCUAUGUUAAAGAAGCCAGGGCUUUGCUGGGUCUACUGGUAGGAGGUGUACCAUGUGGCCCGCAGAUCCCGAUGGGAGGGUUCCAGUUGAGUAACAUUGGUCGCAAAUUGGUCGAGUACACGUUGAGACACUAUACAGAGUCUAAAACAGGUUUUAUUAACAAACAAGACAUCAGAGUGCGAUGUCUGCCUGUCACGUGGGUGCCCUCUGGUUGCGAGCAUGAGACGUAG
Messenger RNA from Aspergillus nidulans FGSC A4, 573 nucleotides. RefSeq lists its product as uncharacterized. Bases 1 to 573 code for a protein of 190 amino acids. The transcript is spliced from 3 exons. Lineage: Eukaryota; Fungi; Ascomycota; Eurotiomycetes; Eurotiales; Aspergillaceae. The record is from RefSeq and is a predicted model, not a curated record.